AUGGCUUCUAGCUACGACUACAUCAUCAUCGGCGGCGGCUUAGCCGGCUUAACCCUCGUCGGCCGCCUGUCCGAACUCCAACCCUCGCAAACCAUCCUCCUCCUGGAACCCUGCGCACUUCAGCCCGCUGAAAUGGGCCUGCACCACGGUGCCGCGGACGCAUCUGGACGGGCCGGGCCGAGACUCCAGAAUAUCGACUUUGACAUCGCAGAUGAGACAAGUCUUUUCCCACAGCUUCCAUAGCCUUACUCUAUCCUGCGGCCCAAGCAUGCCUGUCGUGCCUUUUCAGCAGCAUCGCGCCGAUCAACAUCGUAAGUGAGCUCCCAGACUUGUACAGUACCCUUGUCCCCACUGGUACUGGGACAACGCUCCCGGGACAUUGAUUCACAGCACCAUAGAGUAAGUACUGUAUAUGAGCUAUUGAUUUGCUUGCGCCCAUGGAUGCGAUCGAGUCAGCUUAGAGCCCUGCAAGACGUGUGCAAGGAUUCAUUGCGGUCUUGCUGUAACGGGUAUUUGCUUGUAGUUCACGCGAGAGUUUGGAAGUCUA
Messenger RNA from Aspergillus aculeatinus CBS 121060, 547 nucleotides. RefSeq lists its product as uncharacterized. The transcript is spliced from 2 exons. The record is from RefSeq and is a predicted model, not a curated record. The coding region runs from base 1 to 243 and encodes 80 amino acids. NCBI's taxonomy places the organism in Eukaryota, Fungi, Ascomycota, Eurotiomycetes, Eurotiales, Aspergillaceae.